This is a messenger RNA of Halichondria panicea, 3304 nucleotides long. Its product is annotated as repetitive organellar protein-like. Lineage: Eukaryota; Metazoa; Porifera; Demospongiae; Suberitida; Halichondriidae. Bases 343 to 3213 code for a protein of 956 amino acids. The record is from RefSeq and is a predicted model, not a curated record. The transcript is spliced from 2 exons.
AUAUCUUGCUGUCUUGUUUUGAAAUUAUCUUUGGGUAUCUAGAAUGCUAAUAGUUAUGUUGCAUGUACACUGCACCUACGUACAGUAUUACAGUGUAGGUACAUGCAUGUACAUUGUGUACUGAUCUGUAGAUAGCUAAUUUGAUUGGUAGACUAGCCACUAUAAUUAUGUACACAAUGAAUAUUUUAGUGUGGUACAUGCUAGUUUUGUGCGGCAGUGUAUGGGGCGAAUUGCUGUUUAGAUGUGAUUAUGUCAUAAUUUUGUUCUAAUUAAAUGCUUAGGAUCAAGUAUAUUUUGAUAUUACACAGUUUAAGUUGUAGUUGUAGCAGUAAGUAAUACAACAUGUCACAAGAUCAGGAACAAUCAUCGAAGAACGAGCAAACAAAUGUCACCCAGGAGUCAGGUUUUUCUGAUAGAGUCGAUGAUUUGGGUCCUAUUGGAAGUGAGCAACCUGUUACUGGCUUAGGAGCAGCUACCAAUGGCCAUGCUGUUCUAAAUGGGGCAAGCAUGUUUAUACAAAACUUUGGUGAUGUCCCCCCUGAUUUAUCAAUUACAAGCCAUGUAGACGAACUCGAUCUUCUACCAGGCAGUGUGUCUGCUGCUUCUGGUAGUGACGUUGUUGGCGCCUCUCAACUAGUUGGUAACAAAGGCACAGUGCUCAAGCGUCGUGUAUCAGCUUCUGAGUUGUCGUCAUCUGAUGAAUCUCUCGAUCUCGAAGCAGCACUCCAAAAAAACAAGAUGAAGAGAAAGGAUAUCAGCAAACUCAAAAAAGAGCUUGACGCUACAAAGGAGAAUUUUUCUAUGGAACUUAAACAGCAAAAGAAGGGCAAUGAAACUUUGAUUUUUAAGCUCACACAAAAGGAGAAGGAGGUUGAACUGCUUAAGGAGUCUCAUCGAGUGGAAAUGGAAUUGCUUCAAGAAAAGGUGCAAAAGAAAGAUGAAGAGGUUCAAAAAGUUAAGGAACAACUUGCUGAAACAGAAAAAAACAGCAACACACAAAAGAUGGGCCUUUUGAAGCAUGUACAAAAACUUCAAGAAGAAUGCAAACAAUUGAUAUCUCACAACGAGCAAGAGAAAGAUAAGUACGAGCAACAGAUCGAAAAGCUGGAGCUUAGCUUGGAGCAUGCCAAAAUUGACGCCAAAAAAGCAGAGAGUGAAUUAGCUGAACUCCAUGUUGAAGUUGAAAAAAGCAAAUUAAAACACAAAAAGAAGCGUCUACGACUGCGUGAGGAGAUUGUGGAGUUAAGAGAGAAAAUUUUAGCUAUGAGAGAUCAAGAAUCUAAAAUAAAAUUGGAAGAAGCAGAAGCUAGAGUAGAACUUGAGCGUGAAAAGCGUCGAGGCUCACUGAGCGUGUCUGAGGUUGAACAACUAAAACAGCAGCAUAAAGAAGAGCUUUCAAACAUACAAGAAGAGUUUAUCUACAGUAAAGCAGCUCUCGCAGCGCAAAAGAGUAUCAGUGUCUCAAAGGAAGAACAUGAAGCUGUUCUUAAAGCCCAACGAAGCAAUAGUAUUCCCAAGGAAGAACACGAAGCAACUGUGAUGGCCAAAGAUGUCGAAAUAAAGAAACUAAAAAAUGUAUUGGCAAGCCAAUCCAUAGCAAUUAUUUAUUUUUUAGCAAUUAUCAUGUCUAAGGAAAGCAGUAAGUCGACCUCAACUGGAGCUUCGAACUCGACAAGACGAACUAGUCAACCACUCGAUGAUAUGCCUAAACUUGUUACGAAUGAGCAAGAGUCUGGUUUUGGUGGAGACAUGACGAAUCCGAGUGAAAUUGCUGGAGAGACGGAAACUGGUCAAGGUGGUGCAGCAUCUGGUUCAGACACAUGGGCAGUCGUACCUGUGCCCAGUUCAGGGGCACAGACAAAAAGUGCCUAUCAAAAUGUCAUGGGACAAGACACAGCUAUUCAAGGUGUUGAAAUCCCAACAGAAGACCAAGGAACAAAUAGAGAGAAUCGAACAUACAUAAACGGUGAUGGAAAUUUGACUGUGGUUAGCUUGAAUGAAACAGAAGGUGUUGUACCUGUGUUAGAAGCUGCAAAUGCAAAUGGGCAGCAGGAGAUGGUCUUGCCAUCUAAUCAACAAAAUGUAUUGGGUGAACCUCAGGCUCAAGCAACUGGUAUUGAUGCUAUUUCUAACCAUCUUGUUGCCAUACAACGGGAAAGUGAAAAAAAGAAUGCAGAAUUAAAGAAAGUUAAGAAGGAAUUGGCUGAAUGCAAACUUAAUGAAUCACAGCUUAAAGAAGAGGUUGACAAACUUACGAAAGAGAUCGAAGAACUCAGAAAAGAAAAAAGGAACCUUGAACAGGAACUUCACCGAAAAGAGGAGGAAACCAAAAAAACAAAAGAAGAACAACAACAACACAUAAUGGAACUUGAGGUGGAAUUGCAAAAAAUGGAAGUUAAAGUUGAAAGUGUUAGGAAACGAUUAGCAGAAGUAGAGAAAGAGAGUGACGUGGAAACAAAGAAACUCAAGGAAUAUAUCAAAACUCUUGAAAAUGAACGAACAGACCUGAAAUCCACUGUCACCAAACUUCAAGUUGAUCAACAGAAUAAUUAUAUUGAAAGCCAAAAGAAAAUUUUUGCUCUGAAAGAUGAGUUGAACAAAAAAAAGGACGAAGAAAUCGAGCGAACUAAGAAGCUUUUUGAACUUGAACUACAGUACUCCCGGGCUGAAACUAAAAUUGCUAACCAAAAGACACAGUUAUUGGAACAAAAGUGCCAACUUGAGAGGAAUGAACAUAAAGAACAGCUCCAAAUUGAAAAGAACGAACACAUACAGCAGCUCCAACGCGAGAAAGAUUCUUCACAAGCACAAGUACAACGGCUGCAAAGUGAGAACGAUUCUUCACAGGCACACAUACAACAACUGCUCAGUCAAAUAAAGAAAGAGAACUCAAUUGAAGGAGCCACAAAUGAGCCGAAAUCUUCCCAGACGACCCCCACUCUAGUUGACCCCCCACCUUCAUGUAUUGAUCACCAAACCUCUGAGACUGAAUCGAGUGCCUCUCUCAGCAGCCUCAGACCCUCCACAGGAACACAAAACUCACUCACUGAAUCUACUGGAGCACCAAGUCGUACUAGUAGUACUCCUGGAGACGUUGAACAAAGCACAGAGAGCAUUGAAACUAAAACUAAUGGAGAUGUACAACCAGGGAAAGCAGGUUUCACGAUAAGCGAUAGUACACUCGAUAUACCCGAACUACAAGACACCACAUAGGACAAGGACAGCACCCAAGCUAGUUAGAUUGAUGUAAUGAUUUUAUGGCUUAUUUUUUUAUUUUAUAUUGAUGCAUUAUUAUCAAUCUAGA